Messenger RNA from Humulus lupulus (European hop), 1873 nucleotides. RefSeq names its product citrate synthase, glyoxysomal. Gene Ontology annotation, biological process: tricarboxylic acid cycle; carbohydrate metabolic process. The coding region runs from base 76 to 1629 and encodes 517 amino acids. Gene Ontology annotation, cellular component: mitochondrial matrix. The record is from RefSeq and is a predicted model, not a curated record. The transcript has 13 exons. NCBI's taxonomy places the organism in Eukaryota, Viridiplantae, Streptophyta, Magnoliopsida, Rosales, Cannabaceae.
GAAAUGUGGAACAUGUUCAAGAAGCUUUCCAUCUAUUAAUUUAAUUAGUUGAAGCAAAAAGAGAGAAGAAAAAAAAUGUCAAGAGUCACCACCGCCGAGUUGCCAAUCACAGCUCGGAGCCGCUUGGCCGUACUCUCAGCUCAUCUAGCCGCUGUUUCCUUCGAACCCAAUGACCUCUCCUCAUCUCUCGACCCACUCUGCGUCUCCUCUCAGACCAUCGUCCAACCGCCUGGGAACCUCAAGGGUUCCUUGUCCAUCGUUGACGAGAGAACCGGUAGGAAGUACCAGGUCCAGGUCUCCGAAGAAGGAACCAUCAAAGCCACUGAUCUCAAGAAGAUAACGACAGGAGGAAAUGACAAGGGGCUCAAGUUAUAUGACCCUGGCUAUCUUAACACAGCCCCUGUUCGAUCAUCGAUUUGUUAUAUUGAUGGUGAUGAAGGAAUCCUUAGAUAUAGGGGCUACCCAAUAGAGGAAUUGGCUGAGAGCAGUACCUAUUUGGAAGUGGCCUAUUGCUUAAUGUACGGGAAUUUGCCUUCUCAAAGUCAGUUAGCAAACUGGGAAUUUGCUAUUUCUCAGCAUUCAGCCUUACCUCAGGGAGUAUUGGAUAUCAUACAUGCAAUGCCUCAUGAUGCACAUCCUAUGGGUGUGGUUGUCAGUGCAAUGAGUGCUCUUUCAGUAUUUCACCCUGAUGCCAACCCUGCCCUUAAAGGUCAAGAUCUUUAUCGGUCGAAACAAGUCAGAGACAAACAAAUAGCACGUAUUCUUGGGAAGGCACCAACAAUUGCAGCAGCUGCUUAUUUGAGGCUGGCAGGAAGACCUCCAGUUCUACCUUCUAGCACUCUCUCUUACUCGGAGAACUUCUUAUACAUGCUAGAUUCAUUAGGCAAUAGAUCGUAUAAACCCAAUCCUCGACUAGCUAGAGUUCUAGACAUUCUCUUCGUACUGCAUGCAGAACAUGAAAUGAACUGCUCCACAGCAGCUGCCCGGCAUCUUGCAUCAAGUGGUGUUGAUGUUUACACUGCUCUUGCUGGUGCUGUUGGAGCACUGUAUGGCCCCCUUCAUGGUGGAGCAAAUGAGGCUGUGCUUAAGAUGCUAACUGAGAUUGGUUCUGUUGAGAACAUACCAGAGUUCAUCGAGGGUGUGAAGAACAGGAAGCGAAAGAUGUCAGGUUUUGGGCAUCGAGUGUACAAAAACUAUGAUCCCAGAGCAAAGGUUAUUAAAAAUCUGGCAGAGGAAGUAUUUUCAAUUGUUGGUCGUGAUCCCCUCAUCGAGGUGGCUAUUUCUCUGGAGAAGGCUGCACUGUCGGAUGAGUAUUUCGUUAAGAGAAGGCUAUAUCCAAAUGUUGAUUUCUACUCUGGUUUAAUAUAUAGGGCAAUGGGAUUUCCGACUGAAUUUUUCCCGGUCUUGUUUGCAAUCCCUCGAAUGGCUGGGUACCUGGCCCACUGGAGGGAGUCCCUGGAUGAUCCUGAUACAAAGAUAAUGAGACCACAAGAGGUUUACACUGGGGUGUGGUUGAGGCACUAUACGCCACUAAAAGAACGGUUGGCAACAGAGGAAAAGGCAGAUAGUCUUGGACAGGUCUCCGUUUCAAAUGCUUCUAAGCGUCGACUAGCUGGAUCUAAAGUUUAAUCCUUUACUGGGGUUCCGUCUAAAAUUAUAUAUCACAAAGGGAAGAAAAAUAAAUUUCAUGAAAAUUUGCAGGGAGAAGCAUAAAUGUUUACAAAUCUGCCUAUAUUAGCAGCAGUAUGUUGGCAGAUUGUAGGUUAUGAAUGUAUUUACACCUCAAAUAAGUGGAACUUUCUUCACUGCUUGUAUCAAGUAAUGCCAUAUUAAUGGCGAGUUCCCCAUAUGAAUGCAAAGUUGUUUAGACAUA